Eurypyga helias (sunbittern) is the source of this 1214-nucleotide messenger RNA. RefSeq names its product G protein-coupled receptor kinase 5 (gene GRK5). Gene Ontology annotation, molecular function: G protein-coupled receptor kinase activity; ATP binding. NCBI's taxonomy places the organism in Eukaryota, Metazoa, Chordata, Aves, Eurypygiformes, Eurypygidae. Gene Ontology annotation, cellular component: cytoplasm. The annotation marks the transcript as partial. Gene Ontology annotation, biological process: protein phosphorylation; signal transduction; regulation of signal transduction. The transcript has 11 exons. The record is from RefSeq and is a predicted model, not a curated record.
GGGGUGGAGGGAAACGCAAAGGCAAAAGCAAAAAGUGGAAGGAAAUCUUGAAAUUCCCUCACAUUAGCCAGUGUGAAGAUCUCCGAAGAACAAUAGAGAGAGAUUACUGCAGCAUAUGUGAAAAGCAGCCGAUCGGAAGGCUUCUCUUUCGGCAGUUCUGUGAAACUCGACCUGCGCUCGAGUGCUGCAUUAGGUUCCUUGACUCAGUGGCAGAAUAUGAAAUUGCUCCAGAUGAAAAGCUGGGAGAGAAAGGAAAGGAGAUCAUGAUGAAAUACCUCACCCCAGAGUCUCCAGCCUUCGUUCCCGAAGUCAGUCAAGAUCUUAUCCAACAGACAGAGGAGAAACUCGAAAACAGCCCCUGCAAAGAGCUAUUCUCUCACUGUACAAAAUCUGUCCUUGACCACCUCAGUGGGGAACCAUUCCAAGAAUACCUAAGCAGCAUGUACUUCGACAGGUUUCUCCAGUGGAAGUGGCUGGAAAGGCAACCAGUAACGAAAAACACGUUUCGGCAGUACAGGGUACUGGGGAAAGGCGGCUUUGGGGAGGUCUGCGCUUGCCAAGUCCGAGCGACAGGGAAGAUGUACGCCUGCAAAAGAUUAGAGAAGAAGAGAAUAAAAAAGAGGAAAGGCGAAUCCAUGGCACUGAAUGAAAAGCAGAUUUUAGAAAAAGUCAAUAGUCAGUUUGUAGUCAAUUUAGCCUAUGCCUAUGAAACAAAGGAUGCACUGUGCUUAGUUCUGACCAUAAUGAAUGGAGGUGACCUGAAGUUUCAUAUCUACAACAUGGGAAACCCAGGCUUUGAGGAGGAAAGAGCUUUGUUUUAUGCAGCAGAGAUUCUUUGUGGCUUAGAAGACCUACACAGAGAAAAUACUGUGUACAGAGAUUUGAAGCCAGAAAAUAUCCUGCUAGAUGAUUACGGCCAUAUCAGAAUAUCCGAUUUGGGUCUAGCUGUUAAAAUCCCUGAGGGCGAAUCAAUCCGUGGAAGAGUAGGAACAGUAGGGUAUAUGGCUCCAGAAGUGUUGAACAACCAGAGAUACACACUCAGCCCUGACUACUGGGGGCUAGGCUGUCUCAUUUAUGAAAUGAUUGCUGGGCAAUCACCAUUCCGUGGAAGGAAGGAGAAGGUGAAGAGGGAAGAAGUGGACAGAAGAGUGCUGGAGACAGAAGAGGUGUACUCCCAUAAGUUUUCUGAGGAGGCCAAGUCCAUCUGUAAAAUG